AUGGGCAAACCACAAGGAAAUUACACAGUUGACAAUCAUUUCUUCUCAACUUCCCUUGUGCCCAGUAAAAUGAGACAAAAAUUAUAUUACCUACAAUCAAUUUUAAAUGCAUGCGCCUUAAACGAGAACGUCAUGACCAUAUUAGAAGGAGAAGUUGAACGAAUGUUCGCGAGUCUUGAUGAACUUGAAAGAGUUAUGCAUAAACUUGAUGGCCAAAUGAAUGAGGUCGAUGAAAUAAAUUAUGGAGAUGAAAAGAUUGAUGAUGAACUUUUGAUGAUUUAUCAAAACGUUCGUUUAAUUGAACUUGGUUCAAGUGAAUUCCAUGCAACUCACACCCAUUCAACAAGUAGUAAGUAUGAUGGUCGUUUAAUUCGUCUUGAGGGAGUUAAUUCAUGGAUUGUUUCUACCAUCAAACGAUUAUAA
Messenger RNA from Funneliformis mosseae, 423 nucleotides. Lineage: Eukaryota; Fungi; Glomeromycota; Glomeromycetes; Glomerales; Glomeraceae. The record is from the annotation of a GenBank genome assembly.